This is a messenger RNA of Dreissena polymorpha, 4838 nucleotides long. Its product is annotated as major facilitator superfamily domain-containing protein 4A-like. Lineage: Eukaryota; Metazoa; Mollusca; Bivalvia; Myida; Dreissenidae. The transcript has 12 exons. Bases 476 to 2131 code for a protein of 551 amino acids. The record is from RefSeq and is a predicted model, not a curated record.
UAAUAAUUGCUAUUGUAUAUGAAUUGAUCAAGUUCAGCAUGUCUUGAUGUUAUAAAAGAAAUAUUGUACCAUGUGUUAUCACGGUAAAGCAUCAAUUCCUUUGAAGAUGUUGUGCUUCCGGAUAUAUUUUGUUUAAUUCAUGUGAUAGCACGGAACAAUCCUCCGAAGCGUAUCUCUCAUCACAGGGAGGCUUAUGAAGAAUCCGAUCCGGAGACAGCCCUGGCACGCUGAGGGGAUUACAGAAAUCCUGAUGGAGAUAUUGACAGCCAACUAGCUUAAUUCCGUUUUAUUGCCAUGCACAUUGAUUUAAACGUUUCCGUUCGGAACGAUAGGCAAAUCUCGGAUUGUAUUUAUAUGCAGCGCAAAACUAUCGAUGAUGUCGUCUGUAUUGGCGAUCAUGUCGAGAAGUUAAAUAUUAAACUUUGAUCGGGUAGUGAUUCUCUGUGUGGAUACUUGAGAUAAAUCACAUACCAACAUGGAGUUUGAUAACGCACCACAUGAUCCCAGUGGGAUCAUACUGGGAUCCGAUCCCAGUCCAUUGCCCGUGGAGGAGAAGAUAUCAUUUUGGAAAUUAUUUAAAAAGCAUAAAAUGUCGGUUCUGGUAGACUGCUUGGUGUUUGGUAUUUUCGGCAUGGGCGUGGCUUUCCUGGGACCCACUUUGUUUGACCUCGGGUGUCAAACGAACUCUGACCUUAAGCAGAUGAACUGGGUGUUCUUUGUGCAGCUUCUGAUGACGAUGAUAGGCUCCAUAUCAGCAGGAUAUCUCACAGAAAGGUUCGUCCCGGCGCACAUCAUGUUGUGUAUAGGCAUGACAGGCCUGCCUAUCACUAUGUUCCUGAUCCCCGCCUGCCACGUGCUCGCCGAGCUGCUCGUCAACCUAAUGGUCAUGGGCUGGUUCAUGGGCUGCGUGGACUGCGUCGCCAACCUGCGCAUGAUACUCAGAUUCGGAACUAAUGUGACGCCAUUUUUACAGGCGAUGCACUUUUUCUACGGCCUCGGCGCAUUCGUGAGUCCCAUGAUUGCCUCCCCCUUCCUGCUGAACAUCGACUGCAGCCCCUUUAUUGACGGCUACGUGCUCACCCCGGCUGAGCAGGUGCAGAAGAACCAGACGGUAACCAUAGCACCACAACCCAAGAUAGUGGACAGGGCCAUGCGCUUGUCGCAUUCGAAAGAGGCGUUCUUUAUUCUCGGAAGUAUACAGCUGGUGAUAACGGUAACCGUCUACUUGGUGGUGUGGCUGGAAAAGAAAUGGGGAGUCAUGUACAGUCCCGCGUCUACUCCUCCCAUCUCUCGUAUUCAAACCACUUCUGCAGAAGGCUUCUCUGAGUAUUCUGGCUCUCGGUCUUUCACGCGGUUUCUCAGGUGUGGCACCAAGGACGUCAUGUUGUUCACCGCCCUCGCGUCCGCUUCUCUCUUCAUUUACGACGGUGUCCAGUCCUCCUAUGCUGACUAUAUUUAUUCCUACGCUGAGAAGAAUGUCAACGGUUUACAGCGAAGCGAAGGCGCCGUCUUAAAUUCCGUCUUCUGGGGUCCAUUUGCUCUUGGAAGACUAUUAGCCGUUGCUGCGUCGACACGGUUCUGUGCGGCGUUUAUGUUGUCCUGUAAUCUGACUGGUUGUGCGGUUGCACUGCUCAUUACGCUCAUUUGGAGAACGAGUAGAGCGGCAGUCUACAUUGGCACAUGCGCGCUGGGACUCUUUAUGUCAAGCAUGUCUCCGACCGCUAUGGCGCUUACAGAACAAUUUGUAAAUGUCAAUGCUGCUAUAACGUCCUGUCUUGUGGUGUUUGCGGCUCUGGGAGAGACAAUUUGUCCAGUGAUAGUUGGAAAUCUAUUCGUGACGGCGGGUCCGGUAAGCUUCCUGGCAUUCUGUUUCUGUAUCAUCCUCGGCGCCGUCGUCCUGUUCCUCAUCCUCGUCUGCCUAGGCCGGAACACAACCAAAUAUAGAGAAAACAGAGGGUCGUCUUUCGUCUGGCUGCGGAAGUCAGCUGCGCCGCUUGGCGAGCAGAUGGAAAUCAAGAACACCUCUGUGAAAUAUUACGCCCCUCAGGAGAACGGUGAGGUCACCACUGACCAAAUUAUAGACCAGGACACAUUGAACGAGGAGCACGCCUUUGGUGACACCUUGCGAUAGUGGUAUUAGAAUGGAGAACUAAUGAUCGGCGCUAUUGGUUACAUGCCUGAGGAACGGAUACGUGAAUUACCGAACGGUUGGCCUAGUCCAAUCUCUAUACAGUUUUAUGUCAGAGAAGCGUCACUUCACGAACGAGAAGUCGCUGUACUUAAAUAAACCUAGACCUGUGGGUUGGACUUUACCGUAUGAACUAUAAAACACCAAACUCUAUUUUUCAAAAGCAAGAAAAGACAAAGUCCAGUCGAGGCGAAAAGUGUCAUCCUUGAUUAGCAUAGCGGACUUCAAAAGCUUAUCUGGGACGACACUUAACGCUCGUGCUUUAAGCCCAGAACGCGGCUCAAUUCAUGUAUAACAAAGACUUAUUCAUACAUUUGGGUAGUUAAACUGAACAUUAUAUUUAUCAGCGUAAAAUCAGAUUGACCCAAGUCUAUCACAAUACAAGUUUCAAGAUGAGCUCGCUUUAUUGUUCUUUUUUAAUGAAAACACAAUAGACAGAAACGGUACGUGGUCGUUUUAAAUCUUGCAUUAGAUAAUAAAAAUAGCCAUGGUAAAUAGCGUAUGCAUCCGAUUGUAUUAUAACAGGGUAACAUCAGUCUGUUAAAUUUUAACCAAUCUUGUUCCUCGUGAAUUAAAAAGUUAAUAAUCUUAUAUAUUCAACGCCGACUGUCUUUUGAAUGAAAUGUCGCUUCUUAAAUGUAAUAACGUUUCAACAUUCUUCCUACGCCAUCAUUAGAACUAGAAGAAAUAACAGCAGACUAAUAUUAUUACAGUAUUCGUUUAUUUUUUAGUGCAUAUAAAACUACAGAGAAUCGUCUUUAAAUAUAGAUUAUACUAGGGUAGUGUCGAUUAAAAAUAAGUUUAGUUUGCGAGCCUUGUUGACCCGAGUCUUGUCGAUUGGUUCACGUUUUUGUUGCCGAUCAAAUUAACAAACGGUAUCCAUAUUCGACAACUACUUUGUAUUUAAUUCAUUCCACCGUGCUCUGAUUUGCAGAGAUGAAAUGAGUCGCGUUCUGAGAAAACUGGGUUUAAUGCAUGUGCGUAAAGUGGCGUCCCAGAUUAGCCUGUGCAGUCCACAAAGGCUAAUCAGGGACGACACUUUCCGCCUUAACUGGAUUUUCGUGUAGAAGAGACUUCAUUUAAACGGAAAAAAACAUAAAAGCGGAAAGUGUAGUCCCUGAUGAGCAUGUGCGGACUGCACAGGCUAAUUUAGGAUGACACUUUACGCAAAUACAUUAAGCCCCGUUUUCUCAGAACGCGUCUCAAAUAAUUAUUAUCACGCGUUCGAUUUUAUUUUGUUUGACCAUCAAUCAUGUUUUCAACAUGACUUUACCGUGAUGCAUGCUUUUCAUUAAAUAGCAUACUUUUGGCUUAAAUUAUCACUCCAACUAGCAUUCCAAACAUUUAGGUCACACAAUAAAUCAUACAUGCAAAUGUGACGGGUAUAAUUCCAAACAAACAACAAAUCUGGCGGACGCAAUCUACUUCCUAGGUUACAUUGUAGUGUAGACGUUGUAUAUUUCUAUACACGUAACUAUUCGGACGACUAUUGUAAGACGUUUUAUAACUUUACAUUAAGUAAUUGUACAUCAAAUUUGCAAACACGGAUGACUAUUUUCACGAAUCAUUCAAGGUCGCAUUCGUUUUCGAGUAUAUGAACACAUUUUGCAAGCAACUGGUUAUUUUGUAUCCUUCUUUUUUAUUAUACAGCAUCAUUGUGAAUGGCAUUAUUGGAAAUCAUUAAAGGAAUGAUAAUCGAGUGAAAAUAUGUGUGGGAGUUGAAAUAACUUUGCAAUCAAGUAUUUGAUUAAUGCUUUUGUGAUCGCACACUCACGUGGCGGAAUUGAAACUCAUUUUACUGUUCCGAUAUCACGUAUGCAGGAUUAAGGGCAAUUUAUAUUAUACAGUAUAUAAAGUUGUAUUUUCCAGAUUUCCGAUAUAAAACUUAAUAAAAUAUAUCAUUAUGAAUUUUUAGAUGCAUUGUCAUUUUCGUAUAAAGAUACAUAUUUGUCUGGUAUUCGCAUUGAUUUGUGUGCUUUUUAAUCACUUCACAUAGGUUUAGUCGGGCUAGGAAAUUGCAAGAUGCGUAACUUUGUUCUUGGUGUACAUGGUAUGUAUGUAACACAACGCUUUAUUUGCCAUUACAUAUGGCUUUAAUAGUUUAUAUUAUUAAAUUUCAGUAAUAGUCAGUUGUGCACUUGAAUCGGGGUAUUGCAAUAUGUAACGGUGUAUCUUAUGCUAUAUAUGUUUUAUGUCAUAUGUGUUUAUUUUCGUAUGUACAGAUCAAAACAUUCAUAUCUUGUUAUGUUUAAAUUUUUGCAAUAUGUGAUUAAAUAUUUACUCAUACAAUCUGAUUUGUUGGAACUCGCAUCAUUUAAAAAAGAAAAUUUUUUAUGAUAAAAAACGAACGUGAAUAACCAAAUUUACAUAGAUCUUAAAAAUCAAGAAAGUAUUAUUACAAAGUUAUAUAAUGUUAUUUACUGUUCAUAUAAUAGAACACGUUUUAUUAUCACGUAUUUAAGUAAUUAUUAAGUUUUCGUCCUCCAUAAUUUGAAUUUGAGAAUGUCUUCUAUUAUUUGCUGAAACAUCGAUGUUAUUUAUCAAUCAUAUUUGUUUAUAUUUUAGAAGCUUGGUUAUUGUGUUGACACAAUAUGAUCCUGUUUAAUAUUGUUUUUGGACAUUGACGGAAUAAAUAUAUAUUGAUAUUUGG